Dichomitus squalens LYAD-421 SS1 is the source of this 1007-nucleotide messenger RNA. RefSeq lists its product as uncharacterized. Lineage: Eukaryota; Fungi; Basidiomycota; Agaricomycetes; Polyporales; Polyporaceae. The record is from RefSeq and is a predicted model, not a curated record. Bases 286 to 585 code for a protein of 99 amino acids. The transcript is spliced from 5 exons.
CCCAGCAUCGUCCAGCAAGUCUCUCUCCCCGUAGAGGGUGACCACGACCGAAAGCCGUCAACUUCCGCUGUUGCCACCUGCUGAGACCGACGGCAGGCAGAAGGAGAAGCUACGAAAGAGCGGUGCCAUGUUUCCGACCACUACGACAACACCGACCUGUUUAUCGACGACUCCCAGCCCACGCAAAACGAGCGAACGAUUCUCUUUCAGACGAAGCAGAAGGGCGUCUACGUAUCGAGCGGGCAGGCAGAAUUGAUCGACAAGUACGUCUUCUCACUUGACCCCAUGCUCCCCUUUUCCUCGAGAGCGUUAGAUCUACGUGCGGUUUUCGCAUUCGCAGCAUCGAGCGCAUAUAUGCGUGCCUCGCCUCCGUUGUUCACGAUCUCGCCCUCGCUACAAUCUUUCGUGCAAGGCGAAGCCGUUUCUGAGGCCGAUAUACGCUUGUUCCUCAAACGAAGGCCUGCCUCUGUCGUCUCCAAGCUCUCAGGCUCACUCACUCAAGUCGCUGCAGACCAUCCAAAAGCCCAAGUACAACAUCUUUGUCGCCAGUCCACGAGCACACUUCCCAUCCCUGCGCUCCAGUAGACGGGUCCGGGUCGCGAGGCCAACUCAUAGCUCUAUCGCACGGGGAAGACGGCGGGAAGCGGACGCUGUCCGGAGGUGGGCAGACGUUUGUCAGGCGGCCUUGAGGGCUUGAGCCAAACGUUAGUGACCGGGGCGUGCGGAAGAACUCUAUCAGAAGGAUUGUUGCCGCGAUAUCGGAUCGUUGGGACUCUUGGGGACAGAUUUUGCGUGAAGUGAGUGUGUGAAGGAGAAAUACGAGGAGGCGAUGAAGAACGACUGAACGUUCCGUGCCGUCGUCACUUGUAUCUUCCGUCGGACAUUGCGGCAUCGCCUCUGUGCACCGCUACGUUACUCGUGCGCGUUCGUUUCCGAGUUUUUCUGUUGUAGUACUUCUUUUGCUCAAUGAUAUUCGCGGGCGCACACGCCUCUGCAUCUCUGCCGCC